AUGUCUACGACAGACGCCAAUCUAUCCUCAAAUGCGCCACCUGUUCCUGGUGUUCCAUCUCGAAGUUCUGAGUCGGAUAAGACUCAGCCGUUAUGGUAUGAUCCACCACGACAUCCCUUUUGGUGUCUGUGCUUUAAGGCGUUGUGUUUGAUCGCUAUAUCGAAGCCGUCGGUCGACCACUGGGAUGACCUCAUAAAUGGUCGGAAAAGGGAGGAAUGGGUAGAGCAUAAGAAAAUGGUGACAGAUCGAUUAGGAAACAUGAACGUCACAGCGGGUCUGGUUUUGACCACAAGUGCUGUUUUUAUAUCUACUCAACCUCCAUUUCAACCUCUUAUGCCCUAUGCAAGCCAUGGUGAACUUCCGGAUCCUCUUCUUCAAACUUCGUUGGCUGCGUUGAUCAGUUUGAUGACUGGAACUUCUGUCCUCAUCAUCUAUGACACUUGUUAUGGAAAUGCAGAUAUGAAACGGAUAUUGAAAUCGUUAAAGCGAUCCCGCUUGCGCCUCGUAUGCUCCCUUAUACUGAUGGCAUAUCCUUCCCUGGCUUUAGCAGUCUCAACAAUGGCUUUACUGACAGCUGUCUUUAUAGCUGGUUUCACUUCCGACAAGCUCUUCGUGAAAAUUCUGACUGCAGUGACAUAUUUAACAUUGGUUUUUCUCGCUGUGCUCGCUGUAUAUGUAUUCAGCGCUCCUUGGGUUGACAUGCACGAUCCAGAUCCUGCAGAUAGUCAUGAUCGGCCAAGCUCUGAGCCAAAGGGUGAUAGCGUGGUCUUUCACAGAGAAAUCGAGUACUCUGGCAGCCGCAUUAAGCCUCGGCGAAAGGAGCUCGUGUAG
This is a messenger RNA of Suillus plorans, 831 nucleotides long. RefSeq lists its product as uncharacterized. The record is from RefSeq and is a predicted model, not a curated record. The transcript has 10 exons. Lineage: Eukaryota; Fungi; Basidiomycota; Agaricomycetes; Boletales; Suillaceae. The coding region runs from base 1 to 831 and encodes 276 amino acids.